AUGACGUUGGCAACUUUCUUAAAGGUUAAUCCACCUAAGUUCAAGGGAACCACCAAUCCGACUAAAGCUGAUACUUGGUUUCAGGCCAUGGAGCGAGCACUGCAAGCGACAGCCAAGGAAUUUGAGUUACUGCAGCUGAAGCAAGGUGCUAUGUCCGUAUCUGAGUAUACAAACACAUUUGAGGAGCUAUUCAGGUUUUCUCGCAUGUGUCAGGAAGUUCCGGGAGACUUCGAGGAAUGGAAAUGCAUUAAGUAUGAAGGAGGACUCCGGAGCGACAUCUUAAGUUCAGUGGGACCAAUGGAGAUCCGAACUUUUUCAGAGUUGGUGAAUAAGAGCAGAAUUGCUGAAGAGUGUGUGAAAAGGAGGGUUGCAGAGAAAGGAAGUCAUAGAGAGCACAACCAAGGAUUCGCACCAAGGGGUCAAGAGUUUAAGGAGAGAGGAUACGUACAACACUUUUCCCAAGGACGGAAUAACUUUGCGACGAGUGAGGAGUCCCAAAGGAAUGGUAAGGGAAAACGGGCAGCGGCUGCUUCUGAUAUUUCGAGCUGUCAGAGAUGUGGAAGUCAUCACCCAAAUAGGCCGUGCCGAUUGGGGUUAGGUGUAUGUUACAAGUGCGGGUUACCAGGGCAUGUAUCAAGAAAUUGCCAACAAGGAGAGAGUCAGGAUGCGGGCCGAUUGCGACAGUAA
Messenger RNA from Arachis duranensis, 687 nucleotides. RefSeq lists its product as uncharacterized. The coding region runs from base 1 to 687 and encodes 228 amino acids. Lineage: Eukaryota; Viridiplantae; Streptophyta; Magnoliopsida; Fabales; Fabaceae. Gene Ontology annotation, molecular function: nucleic acid binding; zinc ion binding. The record is from RefSeq and is a predicted model, not a curated record. The transcript is spliced from 2 exons.